AUGCCGCGAGGAAGGGGAAGAGGCAAGAAGGCACCCAGCGACAAGCUGGUAGCGGUGGAUUCGGUGCGUGUGUGCGAACUGUCGCCGUCCACCGUGGAAUUCACGACCCGCCAGAAGAUCCCGCGCCCUCCCAACGCCUUCAUGAUCUUCGCCAACGAAUGGCGCAAGAAACUGGCUGUCAACUACCCGCGCGAGAGCAACAAGGACAUCAGCGUCCGGCUCGGUGCAAUGUGGAAAUCAAUGACCAAGGCCGACAAGGACCAGUACUUCGCCCAAGCUAGGCAAGUGGACGCUGAACACAAGCGGAAGUACCCGACGACGAAUCACCCAAUUGCCAGCCGCUACCGUGGCACCUCCAGCUCCGACGACGUUUUACCGAUCACCUACGCAUCGGCGCUCUCUUCACCUCCCACCGGCCGACGCCCAUCGGACCAUGUGACCCUUCCAGUUGCUACGGAUACCGCCGGGGCCGACACGUCGCGCCCAAAGCCUGACGCUACUCCGGCGCCACUACCAACAGCGACGACUUCCGACACCCACACGCCUGAACACAAGGACGCCCCUUCAUUUGACGUUCCCGCGACGGCCUUCCUCUCAGAGCGACGCGACUCCCUUCCGUCUUCCGACAUGGAGGGACGAACCCGCAAACAACGUUCACCUAAGAGGCGCAAGAGGAGGCGCCGUACGUUCUCGGAACGAGACGGAUCACCUCCCCCGGAGGCUCCAGAGGCCGCCCGACCCGACGAGGCCUCGGAGAACCUGCACGACGAUACGAAUGACGACAACAUGACGCCGACUUUGGCUGUGUCGAUGCCUACUCUACUGGCUCGCUCAGGUGCUCCUGAACCAAUGGACUCCCGUUGCAACUGCCGCCGCGACGUCCUCCGCCCCUACGAGCGAAGUGGAACGUACGACCAUCACAGCGACAGCGCCUUCAAUGGUGUGGAGUGA
Schistocerca piceifrons (Central American locust) is the source of this 951-nucleotide messenger RNA. Its product is annotated as transcription factor SOX-8-like. The record is from RefSeq and is a predicted model, not a curated record. NCBI's taxonomy places the organism in Eukaryota, Metazoa, Arthropoda, Insecta, Orthoptera, Acrididae. Gene Ontology annotation, molecular function: DNA-binding transcription factor activity, RNA polymerase II-specific; RNA polymerase II cis-regulatory region sequence-specific DNA binding. Gene Ontology annotation, cellular component: nucleus. Gene Ontology annotation, biological process: regulation of transcription by RNA polymerase II. The coding region runs from base 1 to 951 and encodes 316 amino acids. The transcript has 4 exons.